Vigna angularis (adzuki bean) is the source of this 339-nucleotide messenger RNA. RefSeq names its product Bowman-Birk type proteinase inhibitor. The transcript has a single exon. Lineage: Eukaryota; Viridiplantae; Streptophyta; Magnoliopsida; Fabales; Fabaceae. The record is from RefSeq and is a predicted model, not a curated record. Bases 1 to 339 code for a protein of 112 amino acids. Gene Ontology annotation, molecular function: serine-type endopeptidase inhibitor activity. Gene Ontology annotation, cellular component: extracellular region.
AUGGUGCUUAAGGCGUGCUUCAUGCUACUUCUCCUUCUGGGGACUUGUACUGCUAGCUUGAAGCUGUCCGAGCAAGGCCAACUCAUCAAAAGUGGUCAUCAUGAUGAAACAACCGAUGAGCCCUCUGAAUCUUCAAAACCAUGCUGUGAUCAAUGCUCAUGCACAAAAUCAAUGCCUCCCAAAUGCCGCUGUUCAGACAUAAGGCUCAAUUCGUGCCAUUCAGCUUGCAAAUCAUGUGCCUGCACAUAUUCCAUUCCUGCAAAGUGUUUUUGUACUGACAUAAACGACUUCUGCUAUGAACCUUGCAAGUCCAGUCGUGAUGAUGACUGGGAUAACUAA